This is a messenger RNA of Lucilia sericata (common green bottle fly), 1892 nucleotides long. RefSeq lists its product as uncharacterized. The record is from RefSeq and is a predicted model, not a curated record. Lineage: Eukaryota; Metazoa; Arthropoda; Insecta; Diptera; Calliphoridae. The transcript has 3 exons. The coding region runs from base 563 to 1888 and encodes 441 amino acids.
GCCUUGAACUUAUCAAAAGAAAAAGUAGCGGUACUGACUAUGUAUUAUUUUUUUAUUAUUACAUUAUCAAUUCAGUAUACUAACCUCGUGUUGCAAGCAAACAUCAUCAGAAAAUUAAAUCAAAUAAUAAAAUGGAAGAGGCCCAAAUAUACGAAUAUGAAUUAAUACCUGGAUUUAGGGCAUCCAGCAAAUUAUUAUACAUAAAAGAUGAAGAACAAAUAUUUAAAUAUAGAUAUAGCAGAAAUAGUAUUAAAUAUUAUUAUUGCUAUGAAAAAAACUGUAACGUUGGUGUUGCGGUGGACUUAAAUAACACAAUAUAUUGCCGAAAAAGUGGAAAAUUCCAAACUCAUAAUCAUGGACCACAAGGUGAACUUUUUAGAAAAUUGGAAGUUAUCAAUGCAAUUAAAUGUAAAGUUCAAAAUGCGCCAAUUAAAAGAUUAAGUGUACGUGAUAUAUUUGACCAACAAUGUAAAAAAUUUAAAGAAGCUUCCAAAACAAUAGAAUAUGGAAGAAUGCGCAGACAACUAUUCAAUAUAAAAAAAAAAAAUUUCCUAAAUCUCCAAUGACUUUUAGUAACAUCAUUGAAGUAUUUAAAAAUGAAGAAGUUGUUCAAAAAUUUGCCAUGUCCAGAUAUAACAGUGAAGAAAAAUUUUAUACUGAUACAAUAAUUACUGAGAAUUUCUCAUACACUCUUUUCGUUUCGCCAACAAUUUCAAAAACUAUACAAUCAAUGAGCAGCACGUCUGAGCCACGUAAUUACGUAAUGGAUGCAACUUUUAAUGUGGUUCCAACAUCGAAGGAUUUUAAGCAAUUGCUCAUUAUUCAUUUCGUUCACUGCGAACAUACGUUUCCAUUUAUAUAUGUUUUGAUGUCCAAGAAAUCAGAAGAAGCAUAUACGCACAUGUUGCAUUAUUUAAAGUCCAAUAUAUUAGAUUUGCAACCAAACAGAGUUAUAACUGAUUAUGAAAAUGGGCUUCGAAAUGCUAUUAAAAAGUUGUACCCAACAGUAAAACUCGUUGGUUGUUGGUUUCAUUACACACAAGCAUUGCGGCGAAAGGCUUUGAAAAUUCCUGGAUUUAUAAAUGAGUUAAAUAAGAAUAAUCAGGCUAAAGUUUUCUUUAAUAAAUUCUUAUAUUUGCCAUUGUUAAAACCAAACGAUAUAACAGCAGCAUACCAAAUUUUGAAAGCAGAUGCAAUGGAUGUAAAAUAUAUUAAAGGAAAGAUGACAGAAAGCUAUUUUCAACCUUUCAUCAAAUAUUUUGAUUCUUACUGGAUGAAAAAGGAAAAAGUAACGAACUUCUCUGUGUACAAAGAACCGAUCCGAACAAGCAACGCCGCAGAAGGCUUUCAUAGGCAGCUUAAUAUGCAGCUUCCAAAACAUGGCAAUUUUUAUAGAUUUCUUGACUGUUUAUGCGAUUUAGAUGCGGUUAAGUCAAGUGAUUUUUUAAAAUCCAUUUCCGGAUGCAUAUCUUUAUACACAAAGAGUAACACUUACCUUGAAAAGCGAAACAAAUUUAUACAGAAGCAAUAUCAGCUACUGAGGGAGAAGAAAAUAACACUGAAUACUUUACUCGGACAGUUCUCUAAAAUGAAGAACUGUAUGAUUGAGGAAAGUUUCAUUAAUACAAUUGACAGCGAUGACGACGAAUCAGAUACAAAUAGCAGUGGAGAAGACAGCACUGACACAAUAGAAAAAGAACAACAAUAUCUUACGUGUAUUAUUUGUUGUGAAAGGGAAAGGCAAAUACUGUUUGAUCCAUGCAAACAUUUCAAACUUUGUCAACCAUGUUACCAACAACUGAAAGAAAGUGCUAAGCAAAAAGGAACACAAACAUUGUGUCCAAUUUGUCGUGCCAUUAUCAAGAAUGGUACAUUUAUAUAUUAUUAAUUAU